Messenger RNA from Pocillopora meandrina, 8403 nucleotides. The record is from the annotation of a GenBank genome assembly. NCBI's taxonomy places the organism in Eukaryota, Metazoa, Cnidaria, Anthozoa, Scleractinia, Pocilloporidae.
CCCCUUGGUUACCACAUCGUGGCCUAUUUGGCGAUUGUACUGGGAUUCUCUGCCAAUCCCUUUAUUUGUUUCUCCUUCGCUUAUUUCAGACGAGUACGAUCCGUGAAUAACUAUUUUGUUGUCAACCUGGCUGUUAUCGACAUAUUAUUUAUAAUUCUCCUCUGUAUUCAGUUAGCAGCGCCGGCCCUGCAAAAAAGAAUGUCAACUGAUAAUUUUUAUUACUUGAAGGAGACUUUACUCAUUACAGAACAAUUCUGCUACUCAGGAUGCAUGGCAGCGGUGACCAUCAUAAGCUAUGAUCGGUACUAUUCCGUCAUCAAGCCUCUCCAUUACUACACCAAUAUUACCCACACUAAAGCAAUAAUUUUUAUUGCUUGUAAUUGGAGUUAUGCGACGGUGAUGGCAUUACUGCAAUUGCUUUUUUAUCUUCCCAAUGAGAAUUAUUUCAAAUACGGUUACCUCUCGUUAAUGGGACUUACCAAUGCAGUGAUUCCUUUGUAUGUCAUACUAUAUUGCUAUAUGAACAUCUUUAUUAUCGCUUCGCGACACCUACGACACAACCCGCACCGUGGACAAGAUCAGAAUGGCGAAGCUAGUGUGUUCACAAAGAACCUGAAAAUAGCAUUUCAUAUCCUUGUUCUCGUUGCUCCUGUCCUUCUUUUCUGGAGCACUUUCUCCGCUGUAACGAUUAUAGAGGUUCACUGCCAAGAUUGCAUACCCAGUCAUAGUUUUCUGAGUACAAUAAUGAGUAUGACUCCAAAUGUGAUAGCCUCAGUCGAUCCUAUUAUAUACAUUUUCCUCACCAAAGAUUUCCGUGAGAUCAUUUGUGGCUGGUUCAAACUCCACAGGAGUCAUCCUUUCUCCGUCAGCGAGACUUUUCACCUUUCAACGACAAAAUCAACAAACCCUCAGGUUUUGCCGGCGGCAAAGAGACUCGUCAGCGAAAGCGGGGAUUCUUUGGAGGGUUCUUAUCGUCUAUAUUAAACAUUUUUGCUUUAGUUGUGGUUUUGGCAAGGUCUGAUAACAAGAAUAGGAAGACUUCCACCAGCGUGACGUGAAACAAAAAGUUUAGUCAAAUAAGGAAGCACGAAUUUGAAUAUUAGAACGAAAUAUCAAGGAUCUGUGACCUCGGGAAACACAAAAGAAUAACAAGGGAUUAUUUAAAAAUUUACGAAGCAAACAAAAGAAUUCGACGGAUUUUACCUCUACAUCUGCAUUACAAAAAAACAAAAAAUAGAAACUACAGCCAAGCAGAUAAGGAAAAUCUUCUGAUAAUUCCAGUUUGCUGAAUCUUUGUAUUGAUUGGAUGAUGUCAUAUCUGAUAAAAAUAUUUAUAUAUAGGAAAGAAAUUUAAAACGACCAUAAAAAAACGGUCUGGUUUUGAAGAUACUGCGAGCAAUUGCUGCUAAUAACUUUUUCUAUGUCAGAUUUGAAUUAGCGAAAUGACGACAGUCAAAAUGUUCUUUUUAAACCGCCUAAAAGUUUAAGCUUAAUGAUCGUUUCCAAAGGAAAAUUUAUUAGACUGCUUGCAAUUUCCAAAGCACUUACAGGGGAAAAUCAAUUUAAACAGACUACCGGCAGCUUUGAUGAACGCUUUCUGUCUUGAAUGACGAUAAGUCCAAAUGUUUUCGGAUCUGUUUGACAUACCAGCUAUUAUUACUUAUGAAAAAUUGAUCCAAGUGUUACGUGUAAAAUGUCUUAGACAAACACAUAUCAAGGUCAUAUUUCAAUGUAUAAAAUGCAAAUCUCUACCAGAAAGACACUGUUAUUUUUAACUCUUUCAUUUUCAAUGGCUCCAUAGAAGUAAAAUUGUUUUGGUAUUGUCUGUACAUAUAUUGAUAUCCGAGGAGCACAAUGAUGUUAAAAUCUUAAUUACCAAAAACUGAAAUAGCGGCCUUCAUUGACUGACACUGAUGGCAGGUGUACCUCGUGUGACACUUCUCCUUUUCAUGGAUUUGCAAUUAAUUUUUACUUGUCAUUUUCACACGUCAGUAGCCGGAGAAGCUUGGAAAAAGCUUAACCCAUAGACUAAGCUGAUUUUCGUAUUUUCAACCGAAAGUACACAAGUGCUCUCGUUUGGGUAAAUCCUUGUAAAUGGAACAAAAAUUGGGAAACUUUUAAGGGGGAAAAGCUAAGUUCCGGGAGGCCAUAAAACAGGAUUUGAAGCAAAUCGCAUAAACCUAUGACAAAUAAUAAUUUAAUGAUUUAUAUCGUCGGUUUGUUCAACGAAGUCGUGCGGCGCAACAUUCCUUCUAUAAACGACCCACUGAAGAAGAUAAAUGAUAGGUAAUAUCAAUCAGUUGCAUACAGGUUUUAGGCGCAUCAAUAAUUUACUUGGUUUAUUUCAAACAGCGAGAAAACAGUUUAAAGCUAACUUGGAUCAAUACCGUAAACUCGCCUCAUUGCAACGUAGACGAUUUUCAAUCAUAAUUUAAGGUGAAACAUUCAUAACUCAUAGCAUAAAUAAUUAAAUUGACUUAAAAGGUUUUAAGAUCAGAUCAAUUUUUAAAGCUGCAUAAUGUGUAGGAUGAUGAAACAGUAUAUUGAUAGAUGUUUACUAAGGUAAGUCCUUUCUAUUACGGAUAAUGUAAUGUCUGAAAGAAAUAAAGCCUAAAUGACAGACUAAAGAAAACGAAAAGACGAACUGUCUCCAUUCAUUUGUACGCUAGUCAAUUCCUUCGUAAAGAAACUAGUUUAUUAUCCAAAUACUCAUUAAUAAAGUGAAACUUCAAACUGGCGAAACGAUAAGUCAUGUUUAAUAAUACGCAAAGUUCUGAAAUAAAAGCAAUUCACUACAACAAUGGUUGUUUCUGUUGUUGUUGUAUCGAAAUUGAAAAAUCCUGCCAAUGGUCAUUGCAAAUUUUUAUUGGAGCAUCGCCGGCGUUUCAUUAAUAUCGAAAGAGGAAUCAUGCAAAGUGGAAAACAUCCAAUUGCUUUAGCUUGGAUAAGGUGAGAAAUUUCGAUUCAGGCGCUAAAUAUUCUAAGGGUGCGUUCGAUAAAUUGACAACAAAAUUCGUGCAAGUUAUUUCAAAUCAUCUUAUAACAAUUAACAAUUAUCCUUUUGGGUAAGGUAAGAACCUUAGUAGCUUGUUUUUCAGGCCCUCGAAGAUUUAUUAAUUAUCGAACGAAAAAUGUUAUCCGUCAAAAUUUUAUCUAAAUGAGUUGUUAAGUGUAUGCAUAGAUACGAGACUGACUUCAACCACGCCCAGACGUUAAUUAAGUCAAAAUUAUUUACAGCUGUACUUUUUUAAGUUUUCACGACGUUUUCGUAAUUAUACAAUCAAUCCGCUAGAUAGCUUUUAGUGUGUGUUUAAACGUUAGUGAGACUUAAAUAUAUGGCUUGCUUACUUCCUUGUGGUACCAAGAAAUUUAGAAACUAAACCUCUCUUUUAAGCUGAACGAUACCGAAAUAUUCUAAAUUCUCUUGAAAGUCAAAUAGAGCAUAAUUGAAUGAGGUUCUUGAGAAUGAUUACAAUCUUGUCAUGAGAAUACUUGGAAGAAAAAAGAAACAAAUGCUGAAGUAAUGCACGGAGUCUGAUAUCACUUGAACUACUUGAAAGAUCUCCUUGAAAUGCGCUCUAGACUAGACGGACCUUUCAUGAACUUUUUCCCAUUAACGUAAAGCGAUAUGCUAUGCUAAAGAAGUCACGUAAUUUACAUUUACGUAGCGCAUUUUUCUCUGAAAUUUUCAACCUCUGCAUGUUUUAUGACAAAAAUCUCACAUGGAAGAGAUCUCAGGCAAUGAAGGAGAAAGAGAAAAACGUUUUGGAGCUUGACAUAGUCGCAGAUCUUUUUCCUAUAAGAUUAUUCUUUCUUUUGUACUCUGAGGCUGUAGUCCUGAUGAAUUUUGAAAACAGUGUUAAUAAUUACUCUUAUGGUCAAGACCGCAGACAGACUGCAUCUUUCAAUUUGGUCAGUUUUCUGUAAAGUUUCUGAGUAGCGGUUUUUUUCCUUAGCUGGACACGCUUACAAUUCUUGCUGAUCUUGUCUUGUUUCUCGUGCGGAAUGAUUUCGUUGACUGAUUUUACCUCCAUAUCAUGAAAAGGAGAUCAACUUUAAUAGCAAUGAGUUUUAUUAAUUGAUCUAAAAAAUGGCCGUAUAUGGCCAUUUAGGAGUAAUGAAGGCAGCAGCUUCAAAAUACCCGCGGGAUAUUUUAAAAUUAAAGUAUUAUUUUUCUCUAAAAUGUUUAUGUUUUCGCUUUUCUAGGUCACUAAAAGCCAUAAAAAAGGGCGAUGAGCAAGGUUCCGACUAUCGCUUUCUGUAGUAAAUAUUAUCAAAACGAUUUUCAUCAUUAAGUUAAGGCUCCACAAAGGGAGGCGCUCACCAGCGAUAAUCUUGGCUUUGCCUUUGAUUUUCUUCAAUUUGCUUCCGUGAAAUCCCUCAAAAUUUUCACAAUUUGUAAAAUUUGUCUUGCCGAUCAUUUAAAGGCUGAAAAAAAAAGGGGUUACAUUGGCAGUUCCCUCGCUAUUUGCAAUUUUGUGUUUUCUUCCUCAAUCUCAAAUUUUGUCUUGUGAAUUUCUUUUUUUAUCAACAUACACUAGGAAGGGCAUAAAUAUGUUUAACGGUCCAGUAAAUCUUUGGAAAUUCCGCCGAAGGAAACGCGAUAAAUCUUGCAAGAUUCCUAUUUUCUUUGUCGCAAAAUAUUACCAAACUGAAUAGAACUUCGCCAAGUUCUAUAUCUAACUUUCGAAUCUGUCACGGUCUGUCGCCUUUUGGCAAUCUUUCCCAAGGUGUUUUCUUUUCGGUUGACCUCUUUUUCAGGCGUAAAAGGCCUAUAAAUAUUACGGGUGCAUUUGUUGGAAACCCUAGAUUCCAUUAAAUAAAAACUGUAUUGAUUGAAACUGUUUUUAACACACCUUUUCAGAUAACAACCGUGCGAUCGUAUCGAGCCGCCACGUUCGUUUGCAAGUUGACACUUAUCAAGCUCGCGCUAUGUUCGCACUCAGAUCUCACGCGGUCAAAAAAAGUUGAGAACGCUUGGAUCGCAAAAUUUAAUGCCCUUUUUUCAUAUCUGCUUAUGGAAAUCGCGAAAACAAGACCCCGCGAAAUAAAUUCUUUGCACCAAUAGAAAUAGGGAGGCAGCUCUCCGGAUAGACUUUUAUCCAGUGGAUAGCGUUGUCCAACCUUCAAACAACUGGGACCAGUAUUGCAGUCGAAGAACCAAUUAAGACCGAUAGUCACGGCAAAAAUGUCGGACCAGGUCGGAUAGGGAGGUUCACCAAUUUGGCUUCCUCUGCUUUCUCCUUUUUGUAAAUUCUUCCUCUUAUUUUUUUUGUUAUAAAACAAUUCUACAACUUUUCCUCUGUGUUCUGAAUAGUGAAUUUUGUUGCGGAAAAAUGUGAAGGGAGGGUUGAUCCGAUCCGGCUCCAUUUUUACGGACUCACUUUUUUCAGGCCAUGUUUUCACUGCUGUUUAAGUAAUAUUCAUUACUGCGAAGAUCGCUUUCAUACCCAUUUCUUAAACUGCAGUUCACAUGUAUGAUUUUCACACAUUCACGGUCAUUAAUGUAAUGGUUUUGUCAGAUCACAUCUGGUUUAGUGCAAUGAUAAAGUUGUCCGUUUGGAUUCAGUCAUCAAUAUCAGUGUCUUAUCAAGCUUCUUCUCUAAAUUCACAACUGAUUCGUGCACAUCUUCCCGAAUAACUUUGAAUUAGUCAAAACAAUAUCAGCAUACUUUACUUAGAGAGGAUAGCACUUAGCAGUUUCAAAAAAGUGAUAAUCCUGUGGCUCUCUAAAAAUAACUAAAGUGAAAUACAUCUAAAUUCACCUUGGCUUCGUUAGUUUAACAUAUGAUAAGCGCGGAUAUUUUGACGGCUGCUUGGCAUUUUUCCGGACCCCGAAGGGGCGAGGAAUAUACGAGAAAUUAGCAGAAUGUCUGCUUGUUUUAUAUAUGUUAACCCACUGAAUAAAAGAUUUAUUAUUCCACUGUCAUUCCGCUUUUUAGUAUUUUGAUUUCAGUUUGCGAAAUACAUCCAACAGCCUUAUUUGUGCUUCGUAUCGAUCACAUCAGGAGUAUGCGAAAGAUGAAAACAACACCAACGAAACCCUUAAAGUCUUCCUUGAGACUUAUUUAAAAAAAACUCUGUUGCGCGUAAGAGUUAAUUGAUCAUUAGUUUGUCUUCAACAGUCGCACAUACGUCAAAUAUGAGCAAUCCACCUGGUAGCUUCCUCUCUAUCGACCAAUCAAAGAAAGCUGCAAACGGCGCCAGCAAUCAGCUUGUUUCAUAAUGUAUAAACCAAAUUAAUCACCUUUUCAGACUUCGCUGACUUAGAAGGCUGACAUAGUCAACUUUGCACUAAAAUUGAAAAGUUUACCAGAAGAAAAGGAUCGAUCUUUAAUAGUUUACUGGUACGUUUAGUUCUUUUUCAGGUACAAUAUUGUCUCUAAAGUCUGUUCUGUUUCAUUCUUUUUCCCGUUAGGACAUCCUUUUGAAAACUCAAGACCAAAAGUAAUGUUCAAAUCGAUUUCCUGUUUUUGCGGCUUAAUUUCACCUCAGUCAAAACUUCAAGCGAAGGCUUGAAGAUGUCUUAAACACCCAUCAGGUGAUUCGUUUUCGGAGUUUUUUUUCCAAGAUUUUCAUCGCCUUUUGUUUGGGGGUUCAAAUCGUGUUACUGCAUUUGAAAAUUUAAAAAUGUUCGCUGAGAACUAUGUUAUGAGCUGAGAACUAUGUUAUGAACUGAAUUACAUAAUAAGGACAAUCCACGAGGCGAGAUUAUUCUCACUUUAGAUACCGAUUUUAUCUGAAUUUCCUGCUGUUAUAACUGAAUUCAUAGUUUAAACUUUCAAUUUACAUGGCUGAGAUUUGCGGCCAAAGAGAGAGUUUCCUUGGGGUCAACACAGAAAUAUCUGUUCGCUUAUUGGUGAUAAGUUUGGUAUGAAAACGUUAUUAUAGUCAUGGUUACUGCUUUUUGCAAAAAUUUACUCUAAACCUUGACCAUUCGUCUUCUGCCAUUUUGUUUUGUUUUCCGUCAAGCAUCCUUCUUCCUUUCUGAAUUAUUUCUAUCGAAUUCAAACACUUUUUCAGGUUUCGUUAAUUAGACUUAUCAUUAGUGCAUCGUGUUAUCUAGGUUGAUAUAGCUCCUUAGUUUUAGACGCUUUUAUUCUUCAUUCUCAAGAUUACAAAAGUGAAAAGCGUGCAUCUUUAUCUUAAUAAAAAGAUCUUAUUCUUUGGUUACGUAAUAUUUAAUUUUCGCCAGCAGAAGAGCCUCAGGCAAGGGACUCAUGAUGUAAAUAGCAUGGGGGAGGGGGCAGGGGGCAGCGGGGAGGGGAAUGGGGAGGGGGAGGAGGGGAGGGAUCCUUCAUUACAACCCAUUGACUGCAGGCCCGGCUGUUUUAUUUUUGUCAUAAAGAAGAGGUCACAUGCACUGCGGGACCUGCGGGAAAUGCCCCUUUACUCCCUCUUGUAGUGAUUGUUAAUAUACAAAUUCUCGCGAUGAAAACACAAUUUUUUUUCACUUUCUCUUAUCACAGAAUCUUAAGAAACAAGGCUCAAGAAGAUUCUACCAUGGCUACUCCCACGAAAACUAUUAUUGCCACAACCGACCAAUCACCAUCUCCCACCGUCAACAGAGAAGUUGUCAUAGUAACGUCUAUCCUUAUUUUCAUCCUUGGGUUUGUUGGGAAUGCCUUCAUCUGCUUUGGAUUCUGUCGUUUUCGUCAACUGCGCUCCCUUACCAACUAUUUCGUGCUGAACCUCUCCAUUGCAGAUCUUCUGUUAGUGACGGCUCUCGCAGGAUGGAUUAUACACGAUCUCCGUGGGAAUCCACCCGAUGAAAAGAUUCUGAUCGUACUUCUCAUCAAUAUCGACGUGUUGUGUUUCUCGACAUCGAUGCUUAACAUGAUGACAAUCAGCUUGGACAGGUACUGCGCCGUUGUCUAUCCUCUCCAAUACCCACAUAUUAUUACAAAGUCACGUGCUUGCAUCGCUACUUUCCUUAUUUGGGCGUACUCUUUAGCCAUGGCGGGUAUUGGUGUGAGUCGAUUUUUCACGGACGCAAUGGAAAAUUCCGACAAGAUAUUCUUGUCUGUGUUAAGUACCGUCAAUUUUGUGAUCCCGGCUGUGGUGAUGGUUCUCACGCAUUUAAGCAUCUUUAGAAUUGCUUGGAAUGCAAAGCAACGAUCGAUGGCGGAUCUUGGCGGUAUUGAAGGGGUGCAUAACAUGAAGGAAUUGCUCCUAAGCCUGAAACUCUCCUUCAACACACUCGUCAUCUUGUUCCCCAUGGUAACGGCGUGGGGCAUUUUUUACGGAAUAACGGUUUCAGAGACACUCUGGCCGACCCAGAUUCAACUUUCCGCAGGGUUUUCCAUCGCCGUUGGUCUUCUGCCGCAUAUAGCAGCUGCCAUCGAUCCCAUUGUCUACAUACUCGUCACACGUGACUUGCGCAGGAAAUUGUGUCAUUUUUAG